Orycteropus afer afer is the source of this 485-nucleotide messenger RNA. RefSeq names its product MIA SH3 domain containing (gene MIA). Gene Ontology annotation, molecular function: protein binding. NCBI's taxonomy places the organism in Eukaryota, Metazoa, Chordata, Mammalia, Tubulidentata, Orycteropodidae. The record is from RefSeq and is a predicted model, not a curated record. Gene Ontology annotation, biological process: extracellular matrix organization.
CUCUUGCUCACAGUCCAUGAUGGCUUGGUCCUCAGUGAUCUUUGGUGUCAUCAUCUUGCUGUUUGCCUUCCCAGGGCCUACUGUUGGGGGCCGCCCCAUGCCCAAACUGGCUGAUCGGAAGCUGUGUGCUGAUGAGGAAUGCAGCCACCCCAUCUCCAUGGCUGUGGCCCUUCAGGACUACGUGGCCCCUGACUGCCGCUUCCUGACCAUAUACAGGGGCCAAGUGGUGUAUGUCUUCUCCAAGCUGAAGGGCCGUGGGCGGCUCUUCUGGGGAGGCAGCGUUCAGGGAGAUUACUAUGAAGACCUGGCGGCUCGCCUGGGCUAUUUCCCUAGUAGCAUUGUCCGUGAGGACCAGACUCUGAAACCUGGCAAAAUCGACGUCAAGACAGACAAAUGGGAUUUCUACUGCCAGUGAGCUCAGCCUACCGCUGCCCCUGCUGUCUUCCCUCCCUGACUUGAUGCAAAUACAUCGGCUGAGUGCAAAC